CUUCGAUGACCAUGACCCUGCAGUGAUCCAUGAGAACGCUGCUCAGGUAGAAGCUCUGGUUCCGAUCCGUCUGGACAUGGAGAUAGACGGACAGAAGCUGCGGGACGCCUUCACCUGGAACAUGAACGAGAAGCUGAUGACCCCCGAGAUGUUUGCAGAGAUCCUGUGUGACGACCUGGACCUGAACCCCCUGGCCUUCGUCCCCGCCGUGGCCUCGGCCAUCCGUCAGCAGAUUGAGUCCUACCCCACAGACAGCAUCCUGGAGGAGCAGGCAGACCAGAGGGUCAUCAUCAAGCUCAACAUCCACGUGGGGAACAUCUCCCUGGUGGACCAGUUCGAGUGGGACAUGUCUGAGAAGGAGAACUCUCCGGAGUCCUUCGCCCUGAAGCUGUGCUCMGAGCUGGGUCUGGGAGGAGAGUUCGUCACCACCAUCGCCUACAGCAUCCGGGGUCAGCUGAGCUGGCACCAGAGGACCUACGCCUUCAGUGAGAACCCUCUGCCCACCGUGGAGAUCGCCAUCAGGAACACAGGAGAUGCAGACCAGUGGUGCCCCCUGCUGGAGACCCUGACUGACGCUGAGAUGGAGAAGAAGAUCCGAGACCAGGACCGGAACACCAGGAGGAUGAGACGCCUGGCCAACACCGCCCCCUCCUGGUAGAAGACCGUGUCUCCUGGACGUCCAGAUGUGGACCAGGACAAAGAUGAAGACCUGAGCUCAGCUGAGACAUGAUGUCAUCAUCAGCUGAUUCCCUCCUCUUCCUUUGUUUCACAGCGGGUCAGAACAUCUGUCCAUGAGGGACAGGUGACCUGAUGACAUCAUCAGGACUUGUUGGAGCCCCGGUCCUGAUCUGUGAGGUCGGGUCUGGUGUUCUGUUGGUUCUGGUCCUGGUCCUGGUCCAGGUCUGUGUGCAGGUGUUUGACUCUGAGCACAGCUGCAGACUGAGGUUCUGUUUCAUCCUUCAGCUGCUGACCCGCUCAGCAGAACCACCACUCGGACCAGAACCAGAACCAGAAACAGAAACAGAACCAGAACCACCACCUGUGUGUUUGUGUUUGUG
Austrofundulus limnaeus is the source of this 1058-nucleotide messenger RNA. RefSeq names its product SWI/SNF-related matrix-associated actin-dependent regulator of chromatin subfamily B member 1. Gene Ontology annotation, biological process: chromatin remodeling. NCBI's taxonomy places the organism in Eukaryota, Metazoa, Chordata, Actinopteri, Cyprinodontiformes, Rivulidae. Gene Ontology annotation, cellular component: nuclear chromosome. The record is from RefSeq and is a predicted model, not a curated record.